AUGAGGUCUUCCGUCGCCGCUGCUUUUAUGGUCUUUGUUGCCUCUGGAAUCGCCCUGGCCGCUCCCGCCGUUGAAUCUCGCGCUGCUCAAGUCGAUCUGCAAAGCUGCAAGCCUACCCUCAAAGGCGAUCUGGUCUACCGCGGUCCAGGCGGUCAAGGAGACCGACUUGUAGUAGUCGAGAAUGGUACUCUACGCGUUCCUCAAACGCAUGCCCUCGAGGCUCCAUCCAAGCGCAACGUGCCCAAAACCCCAGUCAUCUUUUCGACUUGCACGGAGAAGUUCCUUGGAUACAGUUCCACUGAUGCAUCGGUAAAGUAUGGAAAUGUUGCUGUGGUCCCUCUCGGCCGUGAAAACGGUCAGAUCGCCAUCCAGACGCGCUAUGGCAACUCGCGUGAGAGCACUCCUUUCAUCCUCAAUGGGGCUCCACACGCUGGUGCGGAGGACAGCGGCAGAUUGUUCGACCAGUGGAAAAUCACCAUCAACAACCCUACCGAUGCAACUCUUCAAUUUGUGAAUGGUCGCAAGGAGGAUGCGCUACCUCAAUUCCGCUACAUUGUUAGCGCCGAUAACCGUGAAAUUGUGGGCAACACCGCAUACGAGGAUGGCAGCUCCUUCGCUUUGAUCAAUGUGGCUCCCAUCAACUAG
This is a messenger RNA of Ceraceosorus bombacis, 645 nucleotides long. Lineage: Eukaryota; Fungi; Basidiomycota; Exobasidiomycetes; Ceraceosorales; Ceraceosoraceae. The record is from the annotation of a GenBank genome assembly.